Molecule: messenger RNA, 1131 nt
Organism: Rasamsonia emersonii CBS 393.64
Lineage: Eukaryota; Fungi; Ascomycota; Eurotiomycetes; Eurotiales; Trichocomaceae
Product: HMG box protein
Exons: 5
Coding region: 1-1131 (376 amino acids)
Source: RefSeq, a predicted model, not a curated record
AUGCCGUUGAUCCUAGCCCGCCGGGCGCGGUGCAUCUUCCGCCAGCUCAACCUGCGCGAGACCCUGCCCGUCUCUACUCGUAUCUCUCUCGCCCCUAGCCAUGUUCGACGCGUCGCCCAAACCGCAAGCACCCGCCCCUCGCACCUGAUCGCAGCUGCGGGCUUGCCAAAGAGGACGCCCACCCGGGCAUUGGCCAAUUCCUACGCGACUGUCGGUCGUCCCAAGAAGAAGACAGGAAGGGCGAAGGCGAAAUCGGCCAAGAAGAGGACCGCCAGCAAGGCCAAGACUGCCAAAGCGAAGAAGGAGUUGACGCCAGAGCAGGUGGAGAGAUUGGAGGCCCGGAAACGGGCAGCAGAGAUCCGAGCGCUUAAGAAGGUCGCAUUGAAGGAGCCCAAGGGUCUCCCGACAUCGGGCUAUGUCCUCUGGAUUCAGGAAAAGAUGAAGGAGACCAAAGGCGGGCUGGAGGGAUUCCGCGAGCUGACCUCUGCGUACAAGACUCUGUCGCCUGAGGAACUGGAGGUUUGUAGCAGCACACCCUAUAAGCGCCAGGCAGAGUCGAAUAAGGCGGCUAAUGCCGCGGCGUACGAGUCCUGGGUGAAGUCUCACACGCCUCUCGAGAUUCGACAGGCCAAUCUUGCCCGGAGACGAUUGGCCAAGCUCACCGAGUCCUUCAAACAUCCCAUCAGGAUGAACCCGAUCCGAGACGACCGACAGGUCAAGGGGGUGCAAUCGUCGUUCCUCUUCUUCGUCGAAGAGCGAUUCAAGAGCGGCGAUCUGAAGCACAUGUCGAUCCGCGAAGCUACCAAGCGCAUUGCCGACGAGUGGAGGGGUCUGACCGAGCAAGAGAAAGAGGUGAGAUUGUCCAUCUAUCAAUUUUCCUGGUCCGGGGCUGAAACUGACGAGCGGACAACACAGAAAUACAAGAGACUCCAGGAAGCGGAUAGCGAGCGUCUAGGCUCGGGUUGGUACUCGUUAAUGUAUUUCUUACUGACAUUGAUAAUGUACUGUGAUCCUAGUCUGCUCUACCUGGCUAUGAAUAGCAGAAUAUCAUCUCAAAUCCAAGAGCCUAAUAUAAGCAGUGUUAGAAGUAUUGCCAACAUUGAUAAUAAUGCAGCAAGAUUUUGGCCCUGA